Messenger RNA from Maniola jurtina (meadow brown), 5368 nucleotides. Its product is annotated as protein bric-a-brac 1-like. Gene Ontology annotation, biological process: regulation of transcription by RNA polymerase II. The transcript is spliced from 5 exons. Gene Ontology annotation, molecular function: DNA binding; protein binding. The record is from RefSeq and is a predicted model, not a curated record. Gene Ontology annotation, cellular component: nucleus. The coding region runs from base 70 to 1707 and encodes 545 amino acids. NCBI's taxonomy places the organism in Eukaryota, Metazoa, Arthropoda, Insecta, Lepidoptera, Nymphalidae.
CGUCGCCCGCGGUGUUCGCGUCGCGUCAUAUUCCCGCGUUGUUGCAGAUGCGAGCUCGCCGCCGCUAGCAUGCCGGCCGAGGAGGAACCCGCGGCGAUGGACGGCCGGGACGCCGCCGACGGCUCCCCGCAGCAGUUCUGUCUGCGCUGGAACAACUACCAGACCAACCUCGCCACCUGCUUCGACCAGCUGCUGCAGACCGAGUCCUUCGUGGACGUGACGCUCGCGUGCGAGGGCCGCAGCCUCAAGGCGCACAAGGUGGUGCUGUCCGCGUGCAGCCCCUACUUCCAGACGCUGUUCAUGGACAACCCGUGCCGGCACCCGAUCAUCAUCAUGCGCGACAUCAAGUACUGCGACCUGAAGGCCGUGGUGGACUUCAUGUACCGCGGCGAGAUCAACGUGUCGCAGGACCAGAUCACGGCGCUGCUCAAGGUGGCCGAGAUGCUGAAGAUCCGCGGGCUCACGGACGUGAGCGGCGAGCACGCCGUGCUGCGCGCGGGCGGCGGCAUGGAGGCGCGCGCCGCCAAGCGCCCGGGCAGCCGCGAGGCAGAGUCGCCGGGCAAGGCGCGGCGGCGCUCCGGCGAGCGCGAGGCGCCCAGCCCGCGCGCCUCGCCCGCCGAGCUGCUGCACGCGCCGCCCGACGCGCCCGCGCCCAUCGCCGACGACGUGGACAUCCGCCCCGGCAUCGCCGAGAUGAUCCGCGAGGAGGAACGGGCAAAAUUGCUUGAAAAUUCUCAUGCAUGGCUCGGUGCCUCCACAUCGUCGAUUGCAGCAGAUAGCUACCAGUACCAGCUGCAGUCCAUGUGGCAGAAAUGCUGGAACACCAACCAGAGUCUCGUCCACAACCUAAGGUUCCGCGAGCGUGGGCCUCUGAAGUCCUGGAGACCAGAAACCAUGGCCGAGGCUAUAUUCUCAGUACUGAAGGAAGGGCUAUCUCUCUCCCAGGCUGCGAGGAAAUACGACAUUCCGUACCCAACAUUUGUGUUGUACGCAAACAGGGUGCAUAACAUGCUGGGCCCAAGCGCGGACGGAGGUGCAGAUUUGAGACCCAAAGGUCGCGGGCGACCGCAACGCAUCCUGCUGGGCGUGUGGCCCGAUGAGCACAUCCGUGGCGUGAUCCGCGCCGUCGUGUUCCGCGACUCGCACGCUGCGCACGCCGCCCACGCUACGCAUCACAUUAAGGAGGAGGUGCUCCCCGUCUAUCCUGCUAUCACGGACGGCAUGACGGCGGUGCAGAACGCGUACCCGGUGCCGUGCGGCAACGGGCGCGAGGGCGGCGUGUCGCCCAACGCCGCGGCCGCCGCCGCCGUGGCCGCCGUGGCGCACGGCCUGCGCCGGCAGAUGUGCAACAUGGUCGUGGCCGCGCAGAGGCCGCCCGACCAUCCGCAGCACCUCGGGCUGCCGCCGAUGCCGCUGCAGUCGCCGCGCCUGCCCUCGCCGCUCUCCGCCGGCUUGGAGUCGCCACUCUGCUCGCCGCCGCCGCCCGGCCACGCGCUCGAGCCCCCCAAGCCCUCCGACCCGUUCCGACCCUUCGCCUCGCCACGUCCUGACAGCCGCUACAGCGAACGCGACGUCGUCGCGGAGAUAACUGACAUGGGGCCGCCUAAGACCCCGAUCUCGAUGACAAAGAACGGCAAGGAGCUGUCGUCGCCGCUGCCGGUCAAGAUGGAGCCGCCGCCGGCGGAGGCGCGCGCCGAGAACAUCUGAAGCGAGGCCGCGGGCGCGGCGCCGGUGCACGCGCCGGUCGGCGUUCCGCCGCCGCUGCCCGCUUACCCGUACUUCGUCCCCAAUCGCAACUCCGUCGGCUACUUCUGAAGCGGAGCGAGUGCGCGGGACGGGCGCGGAGCGGGAGCGGGGCGGCCGCCGCGACGCCCGCGCCGCUCUCGCUUCGACGUGUCACAAGUAUUUAAUCAUGAAAUAUGAUUGUAUUCGGCAUUACUUUAUUAUAUUUAAUUAAUUAUUAUUUAAAGUGGACUCGCUGUGCAAUACAUUGCUUGUUGUUUAGUUACGAAUUUCGUAUUAUUAUGAAGGAUUAUUUUUAGUUUAAUUACCUAUUAUAUUUAGUUUUUGUAUACAUCGUUUGUUUAUGUAUGUUUCGAUUACACAUUUAAGUAUAUAACUAUGUUUUGCUAAGUACGUAGGAGGCGCAGAGCGCGGGAGAGCGCGCGCGCGACGUGCCCGCGCGCUCUCCCAUAGGACUAAUAUUACGUGUAAGCUUAUAACGACUUAGAUCCAUCUGUGAACGUAGAGAUAUCAAAAUUGAAAACAUUUGGCCGGAUUCAAAAGACUGUUUGGUAUACCUAUUCAUUAUAAAUCAGCUACCUACAUACAUUUUAUGCGUAAGGCAAAAUCAUGAAUAUAAAAUUAGCCCUAGUUGUAUGUUAAAAUUAAAGCAUAGAUGUAUGUUUCAUUUUAUCGUGAGGUCGAUGUCAAUUUCUCUAUAGCAGGAUAGCGGUGUUGUUGCUUGCGGCUUUCCCCGGGCGCCUCGGCCGCGCGGCUCGCGGCUCUCGCCCGCGCGGCUCUAUACGAGUAGACUUAGAGAUCGCCAAAUGUAACAUAGAUGUAUCUUUAGCCAGUAGUGAUUGUUCCAAAUGUUAGGCUAAUUAGAGUUCGGGGCUCGACCGACCUCUCAGCAUUAACUUAAACUAUCAUAUCGAUGUCGUUCAGCUUCCUGUGUCUCUAAAGUUCCUCGUGCCUAUCAAGCUACUCUAUUUAGCGAUUAGAUAACAAACGGCCGAUCGCAACACUAAUCUUACGUUGACUCGUCUCGUCUCCGUCGACUAUUCAAACUUCGAGCUACAUCUUCAUGGAAUUAAAAAUACCAUCUAACGUUCUAAUCAAAAUGAAAAAUUUAACUGCGCUUUCCAAUGUCUAUUGCCAAUACUAAAAUAGAUUUUAAGAACUUAUUUAUAGUAUGUACCUACCCACUAGUGUUGCGAUCGCAAAAAAUUUCAAAAAACAUAAUUGUGUAUCGAUGUUAUUGUUGUAAAAGAUCAUUGGUUAAUGUAAGGAGGAACAUCGGCUUGUCCAUUUUAGUUUUAGGAGCACCAAAAUCGCCAAGCAUUCGACGUAUUUUACAUCAUUCGUCUGCUAACCUACCUAUUGCGUAGCUCUAGAUUAUGUCUACAUUUCAAUUAACUUAGAUUAGCUGUGUAACUUAUUCGUAGCAUUUAGUAUUCUCGCCAACGACGCGACUCCGACCCGCGGCCGUCGACGACACGACAGUUCGACGAUUGCCACAGCGAGCGAGCGUAACAGGAGCUCAUAGUCGUUGGCGCGAAUACAUAUUAUAAGGUGUAUAUGUACAAAUUUGUUUUAACACCUUCCUGUUAAAAAGUUAUUUUAUUACACACUUUCGGCGGGAAAAAUUGUAGUGUACUGAUCUUCUUGCCGCAAGGGUAUACCAUGAUUUAGAUAUUGUUGGCGGACAUUCGUUGGCGUUAUCACAUAUAAUAUUGAAGGGGAGGGUGGGCCGCAGCACGCGGGCGAACACUUUAGAACACACACUUUAGAUAUCGAAUUGAUACAACUUUUCCAUCAGUGUCAGCAUCGAAGAUACAAAGUAUAAAUGUGCGUGUAGAGAUGUUCUAGGCAAACAAAAGAGUGAUUUCGCGCUCAGUUCGCUCGCCUCGCUACGCGGCCCGCCGCACGAGUCUCGUCGCAGAACUAGCUCGAGAAGCAUGUUAAAAAUAAGUCUUCAAGUGGCCUUGAUAUCUCACUAUUGUUUGGAAUUUGGAUUAUCUGGUUCGGUUAAAGUUUGGAAAUUAGUGUAUAAAAAGAGACCAAAUUAUUAAAAAGACAUUUGCGAUUCAGAUCUAGUGUUGAUGAAACUUUUGGCUAUCCUUUUGGAAAUAAAGUUAACUAUAGGAAAAUUAAAAAAAAAAUAUAUAAACGGCCUAUACGUUUCGGAUGAAUUGCGUAAAUUUGGUAAAUGUUACUACGCAUAUUUUCUAUUGUGUAAGUUUAGGCUAAUGUGUUCAAAAAGUAAAUUAAAAUUUUUGAAAAAAGUAGAAAGUGCCUUCCAAAUUUUUGACCACGGUAAGUGUUGGAACGGGUGCGGCGAUGAUCGGCUGGAAGCGGCCCGUGGCGGCGCGGCGCGGCGUGCCGGCGGCCCUGCGGCCCUGCGGCUCUGCGGCUCGUGCGUCGACGCGCGGGCGCGUGCGACUGCGGACGACGCGCCUCGCCGCCACUCGACCGCACUGUACGUGCUUAACUAUAAAAAGUUAGACUAAUAAAAAUUCAAAAUUAUUAUAUAAAAAAUUAAAAUACAUAUGACUAUUAUAUAGUAAAAAAUAUACUAAAAAUUAUAUAUUUGGCCGAUGUGGUAUUACCCUGACAGGCAAGCGUUAGCUGACUAUUCGGCAUCAAAAUUGACUCUAUUAUAUUUUUUUCUUUACAAAUAAAUAAUUAACAAAAAUCGGAAAACAAUGCAUACAUGCAAUGUGCCAUUUGUUUGAACUGAUUACGUUCGUUUUUGUAUCACACUUGGAUUUUGUAGUUAUAAUAUUAUAAACAUUAAUUAAUUUAUUGUACUGGAUUGAAAGUAUACAUUUCGAUUACAUAAAGUAUAAGUGACUAUAUUAUUUUCACGAUAGUUAAGUAAAGAUUACUAAUUGUAUGUAGUAAUAUCGUACCUACUCCUUACGAGGCCAUUGUUUUGGUACUUUAUUCCUGUUGAGACCCUUCGACUCUGACGGCACCCGCGUGCCUUGUAUCGCAUGACAAUUUUUUCAAGUCCAGUAUAUUCUUUUGUGAUAAAAAAUGCAUAUAAUUAUAUUUUUAAUUAUUGUAAAGAAGCCUUUUUGCAAUAUACUGCUACUAUGUUUAAAUAAUUUUAUUUAUAUAACUUAUUAGUUAAAAUCCUUCCGCCGUUUUGGGCUCAAAGUAUUUAAUUUCUUUACCUGCAGAGUAACCAAAAACUUUUUUUUUAUCAAUUGAAGUAUUGUAUUUUACACGUGACUGUUUAGUUGUAAGUAGUUUUCCCCGUGGGUUAAAUUAUCAAAUAGAACAUUUAAGAUCAUCAUUUGCUUCUGAAAAUUUUUGAAGCACAGAAAUAUUAUUAUUCUAAGUUGUUUUUACUAUUCCUGUGUUAAUUUUUGUUUCUAUUUAUAUUUAAGUGGAUUGCCACGUAAGAUAACAAGUCUACAUAAUUUUUAACAGUUGGAAUAAGCGCUUUCUAUAAAUUCGAAUAUAAUUUUUCCUAGUCGGUAUACUCCAAUUAUGUUCGUAGGUACAUCUGGGUCCUAUUUUUUUCAUUUAAGUACUAAAACGCUAGCUAGGUACAUAAAAUCGUACAAAUAAAUGUUUUUAUUUGUACUAAAAUACAAAUAUAUUAUUCUACGUAGGGAGUGUAAUAAAAUACUUAAAC